Pteropus alecto (black flying fox) is the source of this 2345-nucleotide messenger RNA. It is a transcript of the gene MED25, whose product is annotated as mediator complex subunit 25. Gene Ontology annotation, biological process: positive regulation of transcription by RNA polymerase II. The record is from RefSeq and is a predicted model, not a curated record. Bases 76 to 2310 code for a protein of 744 amino acids. Gene Ontology annotation, cellular component: mediator complex; transcription regulator complex. The transcript has 18 exons. Lineage: Eukaryota; Metazoa; Chordata; Mammalia; Chiroptera; Pteropodidae.
GUGCGCGCGCCGCGCAGGCGCACUUCCGCUCAUCCCGCGGAGGCUGCGGCGGCCGUGGCGUCCACCUCGCGCGUGAUGGUCCCCGGGUCUGAGGGCCCGGCCCGCGCCGGGGGCCUGGUGGCUGACGUGGUGUUUGUGAUUGAGGGCACGGCCAACCUGGGGCCCUACUUCGAGGGGCUCCGCAAGCACUACCUGCUACCGGCCAUCGAGUAUUUUAAUGGUGGUCCUCCGGCCGAGACGGACUUCGGGGGAGACUAUGGAGGGACCCAGUACAGCCUUGUGGUGUUCAACACGGUGGACUGCGCUCCUGAGUCCUACGUACAGUGCCACGCUCCCACCAGCAGCGCUUAUGAGUUCGUCACCUGGCUCGAUGGCAUUAAGUUCAUGGGCGGGGGCGGCGAGAGCUGCAGCCUCAUCGCAGAAGGCCUCAGCACGGCCCUGCAGCUGUUCGACGACUUCAAGAAGAUGCGAGAGCAGAUUGGCCAGACACACCGCGUCUGCCUCCUCAUCUGUAACUCGCCUCCGUACCUGCUGCCCGCUGUCGAGAGCACCACGUACUCCGGGUGCACGACGGAGAGCCUCGUGCAGAAGAUCGGGGAGCGAGGGAUCCACUUCUCCAUCGUGUCUCCCCGGAAGCUGCCUGCCCUGCGGCUUCUGUUCGAGAAGGCAGCUCCCCCUGCCAUGCUGGAGCCGCUGCAGCCACCGACAGACGUGAGCCAGGACCCACGGCAUAUGGUGCUGGUGCGGGGGCUGGUGCUGCCAGUCGGGGGCGGCUCGGCCUCAGGCCCCCUCCAGCCAAAGCAGUCUGUUCCCCUGCCUCCAGCUCCACCCUCUGGCGCCACGCUCUCGGCGGCCCCCCAGCAGCCUCUGCCGCCUGUUCCCCAGCAGUACCAGGUUCCCGGGAACCUGAGUGCAGCUCAGGUGGCCGCCCAGAAUGCAGUGGAGGCCGCCAAGAACCAGAAGGCCGGGCUGGGCCCGCGCUUCUCGCCCAUCAACCCUCUCCAGCAAGCAGCUCCAGGAGUGGGUCCCCCCUUCAGCCAGGCCCAGGCCCCUCCGCUGCCCCAGGGGCCCCCUGGCGCCCCCAAGCCAUCCUCCGCUUCCCAGUCCAGCCUGGUCUCCACGGUGGCCCCUGGCCAAGGCCUGGCCCCCAGCGCGCAGCCUGGGGCUCCAUCUAUGGGCGGCUCGGUGGCCCCGGGCGGGGUGAGCGGGCCCACCGCCCAGCUGGGCCCCUCGUCCCUUGGAGGGCAGCAGUCAGUCUCCAACAAACUCCUGGCCUGGAGUGGGGUCCUUGAGUGGCAGGAGAAGCCCAAACCCGCCUCCGUAGACGCCAACACCAAGCUGACACGGUCGCUGCCUUGCCAGGUCUACGUGAACCAUGGCGAGAACCUGAAGACAGAGCAGUGGCCUCAGAAGCUGAUCAUGCAGCUCAUCCCGCAGCAGCUGCUGACCACGCUGGGCCCUUUGUUCCGGAACUCCAGGAUGGUCCAGUUCCACUUCACCAACAAGGACCUGGAGUCGCUGAAAGGCCUCUACCGCAUCAUGGGCAACGGCUUCGCGGGCUGCGUGCACUUCCCGCACACGGCGCCCUGCGAGGUGCGUGUGCUCAUGCUGCUGUACUCGUCCAAGAAGAAGAUCUUCAUGGGCCUCAUCCCCUACGACCAGAGCGGCUUCGUCAACGGCAUCCGGCAGGUCAUCACCAACCACAAGCAGGUCCAGCAGCAGAAGCUGGAGCAGCAGCGCGGGAUGGGGGCCCAGCAGGCGCCCCCUGGGCUGGGCCCCAUUCUGGAGGACCAGGCAAGGCCCUCGCAGAAUCUGGUGAGGACAGGGCCAGCGGGGUCAGGGCCAGGGCGGGGGAGGCCCCGAGGCCACUGCAGUUGUGACCCGCCGUGGAGCGGAGGGGUGCGGGGCCGUCUCUCACCCGCGUCUCCCCCCACCAGCUCCAGCUCCCCGCCCCCUCCUGGACCCAUCCUCCGACCCCAGAACCCGGGGGCCAACCCUCAGCUGCGGAGCCUCCUGCUCAACCCACCACCGCCCCAGGCUGGGGUCCCCCCUCCACAGGCUCCCCUCCACCACCUCCAGCCACCAGGGGCCCCCCCAAUGCUGCCCCCGCCUCACCAGGGCCUGGGGCAGCCCCAGCUGGGCCCCCCGCUCUUGCACCCGCCGCCCACCCAGUCCUGGUCCGCGCAGCUUCCCCCGAGGGCUCCGCUGCCAGGUCAGAUGCUGCUGAGCGGGGCUCCCCGGGGCGCGGUCCCCCAGCCGGGCCUGCCGCCCAGCGUCAUGGAGGACGACAUUCUCAUGGACCUCAUCUGAACCCCCAGCACCCAAUAAAGUUCCUUUCAACACGC